Molecule: messenger RNA, 648 nt
Organism: Aplosporella prunicola CBS 121167
Lineage: Eukaryota; Fungi; Ascomycota; Dothideomycetes; Botryosphaeriales; Aplosporellaceae
Exons: 5
Coding region: 1-648 (215 amino acids)
Source: RefSeq, a predicted model, not a curated record
AUGGCGGGUGAGCCAGCAGGCAAGAAAAGGCUCAGAGAGGAUGAUGAAGGGGAUGGAGCUUCCAGCAAACGCUUCCACACCACAGUCUCUAACCCAGACACCGCUCACUCUGAUGAGUCGGGCCAUCAGCAACACAUUGAUGAAGAGUUCACUGAGACCCAGACGCUGAUGCGAAUGACUGAUGAUUCAGACUCUUCUGGCAACUCAAGUGACACUGACGAGGAGGACGUGCCCAUGGACGUAGCAACUCACGAGCUCAACAGUGACGAGGAGGAAGACGAAGACAAAGAAACUGGUGAGGUCAGGGUCAUCAAAGGUGGCCUCACCCGGCCGAAAUGGGUGGAGAGUCUGAAGAACUCGGACGAGGCAAAGGAACUCGCCAAGCUUCAUGAGGAGAGAAUGAACUCGAUACUCGACUACUAUGCCUACAACGCUCAACCAUACAAGGUACGGGAUGAAGACAUCGAGGGCCUCGUUUCCCACAAACCCGACCCUCGCGCGAGAUUCUUCUACGUUGAAGAUGACAGUGGAGAUUGUGUGUUGGAAAGCCUCGGAAACGGGCUUUUCAGGGAAAAGGGCAGCACGGUUGUCUUAAAGCAGGUCGGGGAUACUGGAGAUGACGGUUUCUUCAGACUUAAGCAAGCCUAA